AUGUCGGCUACGACCACCUCGACGCUCACGACCACCACCCUUGUCGGUAUGCCCUCUGCGGUGAUGAAUGUCGCGACCCUUUCCGAGAAACAGUGUCCAACGUGUGGGGGAAACGGCGGCACUCACGAUGCCUCUGAGGCUCAGCGUCGGAUCCAGGAGUUGGAGGGGCAGGUACAGCACUUGACGGAGCACGCUGCGAUGACUGCCAACAAACUCGCCGACUACGAAGACGAACUGCGCCGACGGCGCGCCUCCCAACCAGCCUACGACACGCCGCGAAGCAGCUCCUCUCUCCCUCCGUCCUCAUCUCACGCCGAAAAGUCCCCGUCGCCACGCGCGGCACCUGUAGCCCGCAAUGCGACGUCGCCGCCUGUGCAGCAAACCCAGGGCCGCCUGUCAACCCUCACCUCACUGCUCCCCUACCGCCGCGGCAGUGCUACCCCGACCAACGCACUUGCGCCAGCACCAACAACGCCGACAGCACCUACGAACCCGCUCCAGCAACAAGCAUCGCCCGCUAGCAGCGACAACGCCUCCGAACUGCAAGAUGCCCUGACUCGUGAGCAGGGCCUGCGCAAGGCCGCCGAGUCGCAGCUCUCGCAAGCGAGCACCGAGCUGGAGGAGCUGACCGUGCAGCUAUUCAGCCAAGCGAACGAAAUGGUUGCGCAGGAGCGCAAGGCGCGCGCCAAGCUGGAGGAACGCGUCGCGGUGCUGGAGCGCCGUGAUAUCGAGAAGCGGAGCAGGCUGGAGAGGCUAGAGAAGUCCAUGGCUCGCGUGGAGAGGCUGAAGGCCCUGGUCAAUGCGUAG
Messenger RNA from Penicillium canariense, 807 nucleotides. RefSeq lists its product as uncharacterized. Bases 1 to 807 code for a protein of 268 amino acids. Gene Ontology annotation, biological process: exocytosis. NCBI's taxonomy places the organism in Eukaryota, Fungi, Ascomycota, Eurotiomycetes, Eurotiales, Aspergillaceae. Gene Ontology annotation, cellular component: Golgi to plasma membrane transport vesicle; cell tip. The record is from RefSeq and is a predicted model, not a curated record. The transcript has 2 exons. Gene Ontology annotation, molecular function: guanyl-nucleotide exchange factor activity.